AUGGGCGGCAUUCGGUCACUUUACCAUUCCCCAGCGCUUUAUCGGUUUUCUCUAUUUUCAAAAAAUGUUCCAGCACCUUUUUCGCGAUGUUCGGAUUCCAGGAACAAGCUCGACGUUGCGACCUGUCGUUCCCAAUUUCCGCUCCACUGUGCUCCACCCUCGGCAGCCGGCCUCGCUGCUUUUAGCGUCCCACACGCCAGCUUUUCUUUUUCAGGAACUGUGACGCGGUUCGGCCCGUUGCCUGAUGCAAGUGCUACGCGCCUGCUGACAGCUAGCGAACGAAUCGCGGCUUUUGGAUGGCGUUUGGGUCAGGAACGGGGCGGGUAG
Messenger RNA from Bipolaris oryzae ATCC 44560, 327 nucleotides. RefSeq lists its product as uncharacterized. Bases 1 to 327 code for a protein of 108 amino acids. The record is from RefSeq and is a predicted model, not a curated record. NCBI's taxonomy places the organism in Eukaryota, Fungi, Ascomycota, Dothideomycetes, Pleosporales, Pleosporaceae. The transcript has a single exon.